Tachysurus vachellii is the source of this 891-nucleotide messenger RNA. Its product is annotated as monocyte to macrophage differentiation factor 2. Gene Ontology annotation, molecular function: pore-forming activity. The record is from RefSeq and is a predicted model, not a curated record. The transcript is spliced from 7 exons. The coding region runs from base 184 to 891 and encodes 235 amino acids. Lineage: Eukaryota; Metazoa; Chordata; Actinopteri; Siluriformes; Bagridae. Gene Ontology annotation, cellular component: membrane.
AAGAGUCGGUUCGCUUAUUUUCCCUCUCUAAAGUGAUGCUCGGAAUAAAAUGAAUGCUUCAGUAGACGAUUAAUUAAAGCUGGACACUUUCUUGUUUUUUUUUUUUCUCUCUGGAUUAAUAGUUUUAAAUUAAUAAAUAGGUUUAUUUUUGACUCUCUUUCCAUAUUGGUACAUAUUGUUUAAAUGAAUCUUGUAAGAUUUAUGAACAGCCGCGCACCAGCUAAUAAGAGGUAUCAGCCGACCGAAUAUGAGCACGCAGCUAACUGUGCGACACACGCGCUCUGGAUCAUUCCCAGUAUUCUGGGUGGAUUUUUGCUCUACUUCCUCUCUGAUGACCACUGGGAGGAGAUUUCAGCGUGGCUCUAUGGCGCAGGCUUGUCCAGCCUUUUUAUCAUUUCUACAGCCUUCCACACCAUCACCUGGAAGAAGAGCCAUAUGCGGUCUGUCGAGCAGUGUUUCCACAUGUGUGACAGGAUGGUGAUUUACUUCUUCAUAGCUGCAUCCUACACACCCUGGCUGACUUUACGGGAACUCGGUCCGUGGGCCGCUCACAUGCGCUGGGUUGUCUGGGCGAUGGCCUCUGGAGGAACUGCAUAUGUCUUCUUCUUUCAUGAGAGGUAUAAAGUGGUGGAGUUGGUCUGCUACACGGCAAUGGGAGUCUUUCCAGCGAUGGUUAUUCUGUCUAUGGGGGACAGGUCGGGUGUGUGCGAGCUGUUGGUUGGUGGUGGGUGUUACGUGUUGGGGAUGGUGUUCUUUAAAAGUGAUGGAGUGGUGCCCUUUGCGCACGCCAUAUGGCACCUGUUUGUUGCCAUGGGGGCGGGCAUCCAUUACUACGCCAUCUGGAAGUACUUGUACACACCUGGCAAUCAACAGACCAGCACCGCUCGGUGA